This is a messenger RNA of Plectropomus leopardus (leopard coralgrouper), 267 nucleotides long. NCBI's taxonomy places the organism in Eukaryota, Metazoa, Chordata, Actinopteri, Perciformes, Serranidae. The record is from RefSeq and is a predicted model, not a curated record.
CGAGGAAACUACAGUCUGUGCACUGAGAUCAUCGUUCUGAGGAAGAGUAAACUUCAUUAUCAGGUCGCUGUGAUCAUCAACUACUUUGGUCACUGCGUCUCUCUGGGAGCUCUGCUGCUCGCCUUCACCGUCUUCAUGAGACUCAGGAGUAUCCGGUGUCUGAGGAACAUCAUUCACUGGAAUCUGAUCUCAGCGUUCAUCCUGAGGAACGCCACCUGGUUCAUCGUCCAGUUAACCAUGAACCCUACUGUUACCGAGGGCAACCAG